AUGCAAUCCGGUCCAACGUCCUCCCCAAUCAUCGCGAUAAAUGGCUGCCUCAUCAUAGGUGCUCGGUUCUCACCGGCCGCCUCGGCCGCCUGCCCAAGGCCAGUCGAAGCGUUCUACAGCAUCCCCUAUGCCUCCGCGGAUCGCUUCUCCCAAGCCCGUCCACUGCCACUGGGCUCUCAAACCUCGGGGAAAAGACUAGAUGCUUCACGGCUCAAGCAUGCCGGCCCAAACCCCAACUGCACGACUUCCACGCUGCGGCUCAACAUCACACGUCCGUCAACGGCGUCGUCGCAGCAGUCACUUCCAGUCCUCAUCUACUUUCACGGCGGAGCCUUCAAUUUUGGCGACCCCUCAGAAACUGAUUCAGUCUCGUUCAUCGCCCAUGCCCAGAAGGACAUCAUCGUCGUAGCCGUGCACUAUAGGCUCGGCGUGCUGGGGUUCCUGGCCGGCGAAGGGGAGGCCAACCUGGGGCUCAAGGACCAGAGACUGGCUAUAGAAUGGGUGCAUUCAUGGAUCCCAGUAUUUGGCGGCGAUCCAAAGCUCAUCACUCUACGAGGCGUGAGCGCAGGGGCACACUCGGUCGGGCACCACAUGCUAAACCCAUCUCCCCUGCCCUUCCAUAAAGCCAUACUUGAAUCCGGGUCGCCUACAGCUCGCUCCGUGCUCUCCGCCUCCCAUCCUCGCACCGUUGCCAACCUUGAUAGUGUUCGCUCCAGCAUGCUCCCAGUCAUAACUCCUCCCGGGACUGUCAAGGUCAACUUCCUACUCAACGCCGGCCUCGAUGUAUUCUCCAGGCACACAGACUCCCUCACCUGGCCUUUCCAGCCGGUCGUGGACGGGCCUGGAGGCAUCAUACCGGACCUGCCCCUCAAUCUCUGGCAACGAAAGGCUCCCGGGGGUGAAACCAGCCCGCUCCCAGCUGCUGUCAUAACUGGCUUCUGCACCAGCGAGGGCAUCGACUUCAUAACAGAGAGCUGCAGCGAUUUUCGCUCCUUCUUCGCCAAACUCAUCCCUUCCCUGACCCCUACCGACCUCGAGGCCCUCGAGACACUCUACCCUCCCAAUGACCAAGCAGACCGCGCAGACCUCGUCCGCCGUCUCGGCGUGGCAUACGGCGACUACGCCUACAUCUGCCCCGUCAUCCACACGGCCCACAUGAUCUCCAAGCUCGGCGGUAGGGUGUACCUCUACGAGUUCGCCGCUCUCGUCUCGGAGGCCAACCGAGCAGCGUCGCACGCGAGCCACUCAGACCUUGUCACUCACUCGGCGGUGGGCGCAGCAGACUAUCCGGGGCUGGGUGCCGUGAGCGGGGAGAUGCAUUCCCGCUGGACGGAGUUUGCGGCAUCCCCUACCGGCAUAUUCGCCGAAGACAGAUGGCCUCCAUUCGUGACGCCGUUUGGUGAAGACGACGGCGACGAAGCCAAGGGGAAGUUGCUCGUGUUUGGUCAAGGCAAUGACGAAGUCCCAGGAGGUGGGAACGCAGGCGUGCCGGUCCAGACAAGGACGCUGACGGAAAGGGAGAAGGAGGUCUGCAGGUUCUGGUGGGACAGGAUGGAGUUGAGUCAAGGCGACGGGAAUGCGGGAGUCGUGAGUGAGGCGUACUAA
Molecule: messenger RNA, 1605 nt
Organism: Clonostachys solani
Lineage: Eukaryota; Fungi; Ascomycota; Sordariomycetes; Hypocreales; Bionectriaceae
Source: the annotation of a GenBank genome assembly